Messenger RNA from Diachasmimorpha longicaudata, 9305 nucleotides. RefSeq names its product dikar (gene Dikar). NCBI's taxonomy places the organism in Eukaryota, Metazoa, Arthropoda, Insecta, Hymenoptera, Braconidae. The record is from RefSeq and is a predicted model, not a curated record. Gene Ontology annotation, molecular function: protein binding. Gene Ontology annotation, cellular component: CERF complex. The transcript has 5 exons. Gene Ontology annotation, biological process: chromatin remodeling. The coding region runs from base 1030 to 7296 and encodes 2088 amino acids.
CUUCCAACAACUCACAAAUUCUCUGCAAUACUGAGUUUUCCCCACUAUCCAGUAAAAAGCGUAAAAAAAACGUCUCAGUCCAAAAAGGAAAAAACGCCUCCCAUAUUAUCCCUCGGUUUUCACGAGAACGUUCAUGUGUACAGUUUUCUAAUCUCUGUCGUUGCUUACCCCCUCAAAACACUAAUCUACACAGGUGUCGAAGUGGCACCAGUAGCUUCUGCGAGGUAAAGCUUUUCAAGUUAGUGGAUGUGUUACAAAAAAAAAAAGCCUGAAAAGGGAAAAAUAAAGAACUUGAGGAUUGGGUGGGAAGAGGGAGAUACAGAAGCGAGUCCAAGGAGUCAGUUCCCGCGAGUUUUCACAGGGCUCUGGAGAGUGGUGUGGAUAUCGUGGAAUAAGUGGAGGGCUUGCAGACUUUGUAAUGAUUUUUUUUCGGUGAUUCAGUAGUUGUUUUCCUGUUCAUCCAGUGACUGUGUUGAUGACCGAUGAGAACGGUAGUCGCGCGCAUCUCUUACACCGUUGAGUUGACAAAAUAAAGUUGAAGAUAAAUAAAUAAUCGAAGGAGAAGGAAACAGCAAUUGGAAACAUUUGUGGUUUUAUUUUAACGUGAAGAGUGUUAAUGCUAGUGCUGGUGAUUGGUGGGUGUGCCAAGGAUUUUUCCCAGUGACUGGAAAAAAGGGUGGAACCACCAGGUGACGAGGAGUUGGGUCUUGGUCCACCUGGUUGCGAUGUGGAGGCGUCGUGGAUGGUUUCUCGGCGUCCUGGAAAUACCAGCCGGUGUCGACGACACGAGAAAUUCUAUUGGCAUUGCUUGGAGUUACUCAUUGCUAGAUUUGUUCGGUCAUCACACUGGAUCCACUGAGAUUCUUCACAAUUGAAUUGCAGAAUUUUUUUUUUUUUUUCAUUGUUCCUCAAAGUGAAGGUGAAGGUGUUCUCUGGCCCAUUGGGCUUCACUUGGAAUAUUGAAUACGUUGGCUGGAGGAUUUUUUGUUGAGCGUAGAACAAUUUUGCCCGCCACAAGGACGGGUGGUUAUGUUUCCCACUUUCAUCGGAAUCCUAGACAUACAAUCGUGGUGGGAGGUGCCGAGUAUAGCACACUUCUGCUCGUUAUUUAGGGCUGCCUUCAAUCUCCUGGACUUUGAUAUCGAGGAUCUUGAGGAAGCUCUACUGACAGACGGUGGUACUGAGGGCAGAUUACUUCAGGAAUUAAUUGUUCGAUUGUUGGGGGGCUGCUUACCCAAUGAAUCUCGAAAUGACAUCUCCACGUUCAAUUAUCAGAUGUUUCUUCGGAGAUUAUUUCGAAAAAAGUGUCAGGACUACAAGUACGAGAAUCCCUUCAACACAGAUGUAGACUUCGAGCUCCUUCCACUCCGUCAAAAAGUCGAGAUCCUUCGUAGCCUCUGCGACUUCCGUUUGGACGCUGAGGACGUUGAGCUAGCCCUAAGCAACCUAGACUCAGACAGUCUUCGCGUUGAACCAUUGGGUCAUGACCGUAGUAAUUCUGCCUACUGGUAUUUCUACGGUACCCGUCUCUACAGAGAGGACUACAUCAGUCCCGAUAAGGCCCUCUCCCCCCGUCAGACUCGUCGAGCGCGCGACAAGAGGCGUAAAAAACGACGUAUCAGAGGUGAAAAGGUGGUGGAGAAAGAGGAGGAGGAGGAGGAGGAGAAUGAGGCUGAUCAUUUAAUCGCCGACAAGGUACACGACAGUCGUACAACAGUUUGGCAGGUGGUGUGCUUUACCCCGCAGGAUUGGUCCCGCCUUGUUGACAAAUUUAAGGAUUCCGAGUACGAUACUGAGCGAAAAUUGUAUCACACAUUGUCCGAGGAUUUUCUCCCCGAGAUUCCAAAGCUCUUUGAGUUGAAGGAGAAGCAACAGCGUCGUCGAUUGCUGGAGAGAAAUACAAGGGUCCAGCGAGGUCAGGAAUCAGCUGAGCCAACCGAAGAGGCGAUAAUGGUACGAGCUAAGAUGAAAACAAAGGCAAAAGCCACGAGACGAAGUCAGACUAUGAAAAAUGGAGACAGUGAGGACGAGGCACCACCUCCAGCUCCACCACAGAAGAAGGGAAGGCAGACUAAUAAUUCAUUGGCCUCAGCUGAUGGUCAGAUUGUCAUUCACACUAGGGAUGAGCUUGAAGGGCCACCGAAGAAGGGACUGCCCAAGCACACCAGCACUUAUGUCUCCUCCUAUCCGUACACCUUUGGCAUCGAAGAGGAGGAGCGUCGUGUUGGUAUGCACAAGGUCCUGGAGAGCCUCAAGGAUCAUGUGGAUGCCUGGCCAUUUGUUGAUCCUGUUGAUGAGGAGUACGCCCCUCGAUACUAUUCUGUUGUCAGAAAACCCAUGGAUCUUUCCACGAUGGAGGAGAAACUCGAGGGUGGCUCUUACAAAAAUCUCAGUCAAUUUAAAAAGGAUUUUCGAUUGAUCGUCGACAACUGCAGACAGUAUAAUGGGUCUGACAAUGAGUACACGGAAAUGGCGGUUAAUCUGAAAGAGGCAUUUGACAGGGCUGUUGAUCGUUACCUAGAGUCGGAGCCCUCUAGUGACGAAUGCCCAUCAGUUCCUGCAUCACCAAAUGCUAUUCCAUCAUCACCUUAUCCAGCUCGUGCUUCCUCAUCGCCUUCGUUAUUAAGUAGUACACGUAAGCGUAACAAAAGAUCAAAGCAAAAGUCUAAAUCAAAUAAGAGUGAGAAGAAGAGUAAGGGAAGAGGGAGAGAUGAAGAGGAGGAAGAUGAGGAUGAUGAGGAUGAGGAGGAGGAGAAGGAGGAGGAAGAGGAGAGCCCUAGGGAUAAGAGGGGAAAGAAAAGAUCAAAACGUGCUAAGGAGGAGGAGGAACGUAAUGAGGAUAAUAACGAUGAUGAUGAGAAUGGUGCAAUAUCAGAAAGUUCUGUGAUAAAGUCAAAACGAAAAAAAUACAGUGAAGUUGAGAGAUUGUUACCCAAGAGUAAAAAAUUAUCGGCCAAAGAGGAGAAAUCCGAGGAGAGUAAUAAACGUGGUAAAAAUCGACAGAAGGAGCAACUUAAUAAGAACAGUAAGGAACACAGGGAGAGCAGAAGAAAGAAAGAAGACUUCGAGGAGGACCAUGAGCCACUUAUUAAUAUUAAGAGUAAGAGUAAGAGAAUUGAGAAGAGAGGAAUUGAGGAUAAUGCAGGUUUAGCUGAUAGAAUUAGCAGGAAACAGAAGAAGCCAGAGAAAAUUGUGGAGGAGUCUGAUGACGAGAGGUCCUCCGAUGUUGAGGAGAACGGUAAGCAGACGCCGGAGAAGAAGAAAAAUCGCAGCAAGAAGGAUAAGACCAGUCCAAAGGCACCAAAAGUCGAUGUCAAGCACGAUCGUAAGGCUUCGAAACUGAAGGAGAAAAAAUCAAAAGUCAAGAAGAUAGAGGACAGGCCGAAGAACGGUGAACUGAAAAAAGUGGAGAGGGAGAAAGACACCAAAAAGGAAGAUACAGCGUCUAAAAAAUUCGACUCAUUAGUCAGCAAUAAAGAUCUCGAAUCCCUGGACUCUCUGAAGGAUCGAAUAAGUGAGCGUAGACGUGAGGACAAGCUCAAACAAGAGAGGGAAAGAGCCAAGAAAUCCACUAAAAUUGAUACUGAAAAGAAAAAAGUGCCUUCAAAUGGUAAUACCUAUCACGAGAGUGCUAAGGUGAACCUGAAACGAGCUAAGCUUAAAAAACCUGUUAAAGAUGAUAAAGCUUUACUGAGCAAAGAUGAAACUGUUGAAAUCAAAAAGCCUAAAUUGGCGCAUGUCAAACAUGGCAAAAACAGGGAGGAGAGUCCGGCAAUUCAAGCACUGAAUCAGGCAACUGAACAAACACUCAAUGAUAUUAAUAAGUGGUUGGAUGAUGCACCAAAAUUAUCUGAAUUUUCGUCAGGCAGUGAUUCACCCCAAACUAAGCAGCCAUCCACUAGUGAGACAUCAUCGCGUGGAAAGCCAGAGCCACUGGUUCGUAAACGUCCAACUAGUGUGAAAUUUUUGGGUCCAAAUGGUCCACCGAGACCGAAAAAAGUUCAAAGAACCAUUGACAGACUUCAGCCUGGUAAGGCGAAGGGUAAUUUAUUGCUGAAGAAACCGCUGCCCAGUGGUAGCAACUCGACUGACACCUCGACAAGCCAAUCGACCACGGAUGUUGAUCAUCCGAGCAAAGACAACACUGACGAACCAAAAUUGAGCCUUGGUACUGUUCUCAAGAAUUCAGACUCCAUUCAACUCAUGUGUAAGAGCUUGGUAUCCUCACCAAAUCCGAAUUUAUCGAACGAGGAUGAAGAGGACGAUCGUCCAGCUUUAGCCACUUCAAAAGUUAAGGAAGAGGACAAGUUCAAGGAGACAAAGGAUGCGGCUCUGAAAAUCGAUCCUGAACAAGUGAAGAGUACCCAGGAGGAGUCACACAAACCAAAGUCAGCGACGCCCAAUCUGAGUGCCUGGUUCAAGGCAUUUGGCGCACCAAAGUCCAAGAAGAAGGAGGAAGAGGUCGAUGAGCCAGCUAAAAAAGAGGAAUUCCAGGAGUUACCGCAGCGUCAAAGAAGAAUGAGCGCUGGAGGGAGCAGUGUCAGUGAGUCGGUCUCGAGUUUCUCUCAAGAAUCUCCCCCAGGCCUGACAAUCAGGUCACCCCAGAGUCAGCCAGCCUUGACACCAACAGCAAUAGAGCAGCCAAUUCGAGCUGGCUUCUAUCAGGAUGCAUUGUCCACUGGGAGUAGUCCCAAUAACAGUCCCUACUACGCCACACCCCCGAGAUACAGUGCCCAGCUCCCUCCCACCCCAUCCCCGCAGAAUUAUUCUCACCCACUGUCCCCAGCAUAUCCUUCCUCAGCAGCAUACGAUCAAAAUCCCCUGUACCCUCAGCUUCCCCAGGCCUCUCACCAGGUUUACCAGAAGCCAGGGACCCAGGAGAAUCCCCCAGAAGCCUAUCCCACCUACUCCCAGAACUCUCCCCAACCCGAGAACUACAUCAACUCCCCCCAACAGCUUCCAACAAACCAAAAACUGUCUCCAGUAUAUCCUCAACCCUCCCCUCAAGCCCCCGUCUAUCCCCAGAACUCCCCUCAACCUCCUCCAGCCAAUUACUCCCAACCCUCACCCCAGCAGCCAACAACCCCCAACUACUCUCAACCCUCGCCCCAACAACCCACUGCCAACUACUCUCAACCCUCCCCACAAAAUCCCACCUACUCCCAACCCUCCCCACAACAACAGCACUCCCCCUAUUCUCAAUCCUCCCCUCAACCACCACCAAGCUACUCCCAACCCUCACCUCAAGGGCCCAAUUCACCCUACUCUCAACCCCUACCCUCACCAAAACCUCCGCCUUCCUAUUCCCAAGUCUCUCCUCAGGCCCCCUCUCCCUACUCCCAACCUUCUCCACAAUUUGCCCAGCCUUCACCCCAACCCCCAGCCAAUUACUCCCAACCAUCUCCACAGAACUCCACAAAUUACUCACAACCAUCUCCAGGAUCUCGGAACUUUGCCCAACAUUCACCCCAGCCACCGAGCUACUCCCAGCCAUCACCGCAGAGUCUCAACUACUCUCAGACCUCCCCUCAGCAGCCACCGAAGUACUCCCAGCCAUCCCCUCAAGCUCCAAACUACUCUCAGCACUCUCCUCAGCAGCAAAAUCCGUCAUCUACUGGUUACUCAGCCCAGCUUUCACCCCAACCAGCGAGAAUCUACCCUCAGCCAUCCCCCCAGCCAUGUCCACUUCCAGUCCGACCACCGGCGAAUUAUUCGCAGCCAUCUCCAAGGGCACCAGCACAGUCAACCCCGCAGAAUUACCAGAAAUCUGAGGAGUACGCGGGGGGAAGUUAUCCUCAGGGCUUCAAGUCUAAUCACUCUCCAUACGUUCCACCAGUAUCAGCUGCACCAGUGGAGGCUGAAAGACGAGUGGAGUACCUCAAGCCUGAGGAGAAGCUCCCAGUACAACAGAUGGAGACACCCAGGAACUUCACAUCAGACCCUCCAUUGGGACUUAAUCAUCAAGUGUAUCAGUCUAAUCAGUUUCCACCAGGAUAUGGAAACAAUUACUCGUCGACUGGUGAUCCUCAGAGGCCGGGGUCGAGGCUGAACCCCCAGGAGACACCUCAGCAGACCCAGGAGAGACACUUUGAUCCAGAAACUCUGAAGUACCAGCGUCAGGAUCAGUCUCAGUUAUUGAACUUCCAGCAGAAUCUGUCAGGGCACGAUACCAUAUAUCAACCAGCUGGUGGCUUCCAGGCCCCACCCUACCCUAUGCCCAAUCCUAGUUGUCGUCCAGUGUAUCCCAGCCCCCACUACUACGACGCCAGUGCUAAAUCCUCUUCGUCAUCGGUCCCAAGCUCCGGAGCAUCGACUUUAGCUCCUGUUAAGAAACGAAUGUACAACGAACCAACUAGUGAUACUACAAGGACACUACCUGAGCAGCAAUCGAGAGGGACUCAGGAGCAGUUUGGCUAUGAUCAAAUGAUGACCCUAGCGACAUCAGAACCCGGACAAAAUCUUGUGUCUGGACAAUUUGAAGGUGGCUUUGGUUCACUUGAUUCGGUGGCUGGUAAUUCAGCCUAUGCCAGACUGGGCCUGGGACUGGUUGGCAGGAGUUCAAAGGAUCAGCAGCAGUUGCUCUCGAUCCCCAGGCCCUCCAGCAAGGAUGCACUGUCCUACAGACAGCCAGGACCGUCAGAUCUCGAUCUGAAUCUCCUCCAGAGUCUCCAGAAUGCAGCAGCCAAGACGAUACCACCAACUCACUCGAGACGUGAUCCACCACCAGCUCCAGCGCCGACUAAAGGACGGAAAAGCAAGAAAAAAGCUCAGGCCCAGGCUCAACAACAGGCCAGUAUACCCGACCAACAGAUGCCGGGCUUUUCUCAAUACCCUGGAAAUCCUGGUGAUCCCAUCGGUCUGAAGAACUCACCGGCUAUUCCGCCAGGAGGUAGUGCAUUCAAUUUUGCAACACCAGCUGGUGGAACCAACAGUUCACCGUUCUACGACAAGGAUGCCUCAGCUGCUGCUGCUGCCUUCGCCUUUCUCGAUGAGUUCAGAAAUCCAAACAGCUACUACAGCAUUCUGAGGCAGCAGCAGCAGGGACAGCCACAGGCAACUCCUGUCACCGAGGCUGGACAACAAGCCAAUAAAUUGAAUAAUCAACCUCCUAGAAAUUAUCCACCUCAUCCCUUCCUUCAUUCCCCUCAACGAUCAGCACCUUAUGGACCACCGGUGUCAGCGUAUGUCAGCCCCCAUGGACCAAAUCUGGGGGUCGAUCCAGCUGCUUAUCAACAGUACAUUCAUUCCCUUUAUGCACUCCAACCACCCACACAUCAUCGACCAUCGUGGCUCUAGCCGGAAAAAACAUUGUGAAAAGACAUUCUUCAUCGAGUGAAAUAGACUGAGUGCAUUUAUCAUUUAUUCGUAGUUGGGAUCAAUAGUGAGGUGGUUCAAUGUGACAACACGAAUGCCCAUGUCUUUUGACAUUAUUCCUUGAGGUUUAAAUUCAGAGGCGAAGUAGCAAUGGGAGAUAAGUCAGUUUUUGAUGAAUAUCUCGAUGUCGAGGAAAGACAGCGAAAUUUUUAUCGGAGCCUUUUUUAUGGAGUGAAGUGAAAACUAGGACAAAUGUCACUAGAGAAAUUCCGCUAUCUCUCGUAGAUUUGGAGAUAUUAGUCGAAAACUGGAGUCACCGAUAAGCCGGGUUAUCUCCUUCUAUCGCCUCGCUUUUAGAAUUUUUAGUUAAAGGAAAUAAAAAAUGAGAUCGACAUUUCAAAUAUUUGACCAUGUUAUUACAAUAGAUGACGUCUCCGCAUAUAUAUUUUAUUUUUCGGGAGAAGACACAUUAUGAAUUUUGAAUAAGGACAAUGGAGAAGUAUUUUUGUUGUUUUGAGGGAUGUGAAUGUUGAAAAGAUGAAUCUGUUGGAAAAAUAUGUUUUGUGACGCCGAAUAUUUUCAAAGUGCACUAUUUCAUACAAAAUGAUCACAUAUGUUCCAGAAUUAUAGUUAUAAUUAACAAAAAAACAGGAGUAGAUCCAUUAACACUGAAUUUGUUAUAUUUUGCCACUUCACUACUGAUUCAUUAUCCAAUUUUUUAUUAUAUUUUCCCCCUCAAUAAUGCAAGUCGACGUUUUCUAUUUUAUUAGUCCCGGUGACAGUAUUUUCAUUUUUGUUCUCCAUUUGUCCAACAUGAAAUAUUAUUUUUUCUCAAUGAAUUUGUUACUAGUGAUCGCUCUCUAUAUCUUUCUGUUGAUAAUUCGAUUAUCAAUUUAUUGACUUUGUGUUUACUGAGUAUUCAGGAACUACUGGGAGAUUUUCUUUCGAAUUUGUUGGUGGAGGAUGUGAUAAUAAGGAUUGAGAGUGGAUCAAUUAAGUUGUGACAGUGGAGCAUGUUGAAGAUUAGCGUCGUAACGUUUAAACGUUAACCACCAAAUUUUAUAAUUAUUUUUUAUUUAGCGAUGAUUAGACUAAGUAAACUCAGUUACAAUUAAUUUCUCCUCUUUCCCAAUUCAACGAUAUUGCACAGAAUCAUGUCGCAAUCAUCAACAUCCCCCGAAUAUAUCACGAAUUUUAUACACAUUAUUACAACUCUUAAUUAUUUAAUUAAGUCGUCCUUCCCUGGAGCUAAUUGCUGUGUAGCUAUAUGUAAAUAACAAUAAGUCUUCUCAGGACGUGAAUCGAAGUUUGUGGUUUCAAGUACCAAAUAAAAAUAAACCAGGAAACUGAAUUAAUUAAAUAAAAAUCUUAAAAGAUAAUUUAUCGAAAAGACUUGUCAAUGACCGAUUCACGGCCAGAGAUAGCGAAGCUCUCCCGAGCUUUUAGUGUUCUAAUCUAAUAGGUAAUGAAAAGUACACCAAUUUUAAUGAUUUAAUUACCAUGAUCGUUGUAAAGGAAAAAUAAUGAAUUAAGAAUCGAAGAAUAGAUUGAGAAAUUUAAUCGGAAUAAGCUUCACACUCAUCGAUCUGUCUCUCCCGGCUUGUUUUUCUGUAAAUAAAAUACAUAUCCCUGUCAUAACUCCUCCUGACGAGUGAAAGCUACCGGUAGACAUAGAGGCUAAAGUUAAUCAUUAAAGAGAAAUGCAGAAUGGAAUCAAUAAGAAAAAAAAUGAUGGAUUAUUGACCAGAGGAAUUUAAACCCACGAUCGAGUGAAUGAGUAGUAUCUGGAGCGACGAAUGAACUAAUUGUGAAUUAAAACAGACGAUAAAUGUUUGAGUGAAGUGGAAAACGUCUUGACACAUUACCCCCUCCCACCAAUAUCGAUAGAGAAAUAUUUGAUAGUUUAUAAUAAAGUAUAUAAAUAAUAUACAUAUAUAAAUAUAUAUAUUGUAAAUGUGUAUCGAAAGAAAUUAAAACACCGUUUGUUACAA